This is a messenger RNA of Maniola jurtina (meadow brown), 4846 nucleotides long. Its product is annotated as connectin-like. Gene Ontology annotation, cellular component: plasma membrane. NCBI's taxonomy places the organism in Eukaryota, Metazoa, Arthropoda, Insecta, Lepidoptera, Nymphalidae. The record is from RefSeq and is a predicted model, not a curated record. Gene Ontology annotation, molecular function: protein binding. Bases 141 to 1622 code for a protein of 493 amino acids. The transcript is spliced from 3 exons.
ACCAGCUGUUGUGGGUGACAGAUGUGCUUUCUGUGCUUACUCGCGUAGUUCGAUUGAUAAACUUCGACUGUGCGUGAUUGUUCGGAACUAUCGUGUGGUUUUUGUUUCUUUAUGGAUUGAUAAGAUUAAAUUGUAAUACCAUGGAAGAGAUUACCAAGUACAUCGUAAUCAUAGCAUCGCUAAUGACCGUCAAGCUGACAGUUACGGAGAGCAAAAACGAGACGAAGCCCAAAAUUGAUAGACGGCACUACCAAAUGCCAAUCUUCAUCAAUGUCUGCGACAUAGUCGAUAGGAGGUCCAAAGUACAUUGCUACUGCGACAAUAAUAAGCCGAAAUUGGCAACGAGAGCUGACUGCUGGAUUUUCGGUGGAGGAUUAACCGAGGACGACCCGAUUUGGCCUAGUUUUACUUCACAGUCUGAAAUAGAACACCUCAUGUUCAAUGUUCGGACCGACGACGCUCUAACAUUCAUACCUGCUAAAGCCAUAGUGCGACUCGAUAGACUUAAACACCUGUCAAUACAAUUCGGAACAAUCAAAACAAUUUACCCGUACGCUUUCACAAAUUCAUCAACCAUAAGACAGCUUGUUCUGAAAUCAAACAAGAUCGCAAACUUGGAGAAACACUCCUUCGCACAAAUGAUGAUGCUGUCUAAUCUAAGUUUGGAUGACAACCAAAUAUCUGAACUGAAGAUGGAUGUGUUCUUCAACCUACCAAAUCUACAUAUUCUACAUCUAUCGAACAACAAUAUAAGUUUAAUCCACGAAGGAUGUUUCAAACACCUUAACAAUCUGGUCGAACUGAAAUUGGAUAACAAUUACAUAUCGGUAAUAAUACGAGAGAUGCUAGCUGGAUUGGAAAACCUUUCUCGAUUGAACUUAAUAAACAAUAAGUUGGAAAUGAUUGGAAACUUGGCCUUCACUGAGCUGUGGGGCUUGAAAGAAUUGAUGUUAGAUAAUAACGCAAUAGAAUUUAUAUCGGAGAGAGCAUUUGGUGGGCUCACACAAUUAAGGAAACUGACUCUAUCUGGAAAUAAAUUGACAACGUUUUACGAGUAUAUACUUGAAGAUAUGCGAAGUCUUAUUGUACUUGAUUUGAGGGACAACCUUUUAACGACGAUGUCUUAUGAAACAAUAAGGCCCGUUGUGGAAAAUGAUAAAUCUCUUUCAUCUGUGGUAUACUUAGAUGGUAACCCUCUUAGCUGUAAUUGCCGUCUAUCGUGGAUUUACGCGCUGCGCAACGAGACUCAGGACAAUACAAUGAGGCGAGCUCUUGAAAAAAUAUCGUGUGUACCGGAACCGACUAACGAAAGGCGAGUAAGUGAUACGAAAGAUGACGAAGAAGACAACUCUAAUGUUUUAGCCGAUGACAAUUACGAAUACUAUGAUAAAGGCGAAGAAUACAAUGAUAAAGAAAAGAAUACCAAAGUAAGUAAAGCGGUUAAGUUGACAGAUAUCCCAUUAGAGGAACUUCCUUGUCCUAAGGAAUUAAUGCAAUCGAUAGAGGAAACUUACGGGCAUCCGGUUCAGAACGAAAUUAGAUUAAAAGGCGUCUCAAAGGUCGGAAGAGAUUUAUUAUUAUCUAGUUUUCUUUUCAUUGUAAGCUUACUGAUUGUAAUCUAAGUUUUGAAAUGUUUAAGCAAAAGACAAUGUUUGUGAUAUUAGAUAUUAAAAUUCGCAUAUCUCUCUAGCUGAUAACUGUGUUAUUUAAUAUUGUAAAAAUUGUUAAGUGUUAAAUAAAAUAGUUAAUUUAACAAAAUAUCAAUGGCGAAAUCUAUUGUACAUAUAAGAUUAAUUGUCGGCUAUAAUAUUAAUUGCUAUUAAUAUAAUUAAUAUCUUCUGUAUAUUUUAUCUUCUCAAGUUGACCGAAAUGUAUAAUAAUACGAUAUUUGAAUAAAUUAUUAUGGAAAUUGUACAAAAAUAAGACUUUAUCAUAUCUUCUGGAUAAUAUAUUUUGAUUCGUAACGUAAUUGUGAUUAUAAAGCAGUGUUUAUCAAAUACUAUAUAAUUAUAAUUGUGAAGUUAUCCUAAAUAUUGCCAAAACACUUUACUUUUUCUUAGAAGACGUACCUGUAGAUUUCUUUUUACGGUACGAUAAGAAACCUGUAAUGUGGAAAUUGUGACUAUAUUAGAGUAAGUAAAACGAUAAGAACAUUCGAUUUGAAUUAUUAAAACAAUUGUUUCCUUUAAAUCCGUUGGUGUGACCAAAAUUGUUUUAAAAUAUCAUAAGUCAUUAUUGGAAUACUGGGAACGCUUAAAAAUGCAGAGUUAAUUUUAUUUAGUCUUAUAAUUUUCUAUUUAUAAUAUAUAAUUAUGUAAAAUGGGUUUAUGUAAAAAAGUGCUAAGAAAUUUUAUCCUAAGUAAUUACUUAAAGUUUAAAAUCAGACCAUCUGCGUUUGUUUGUUUAUUUGAAAGCACACCUCUCACUAAGUGAUGAACGGUUUAUAUUCAAGUCACUUUUUAUUUCAGAAAAGGUUUAUAUCUUCAUAAUAAUAAGUAGCUUUACCGGUUAAGGAAAAUUAUCUGCAUUCCUGAAAACUCCCCAUAAUAAUCUCAAAUGAUCUGCUAAUCCGCAAUUGGCUAGGAUGGUCUAUGGCCUAUGGCCUAAACCAUUCUCAUUCUGAAAGACCCGUGCGAUUCAAUAGCGUGCCGACAGUUAUUUUAUCUUUCUCUGUAUUGAAUAAACUCAUCCAUGACCAAGUUUAUUGCUGACCAAGUUUUACAGACCAUAUUACUUGGGAAGCAACGAGUUUAAUAAUAAAUGAAAUGGGAAAACUUUUGUCGCAAGCCCCGUGUCUAAGUGAAAAUAUGAAAAUAUGUCGCCUCGCUGAUAAUAUUUAAAAGGCUAACGAAAUUGUACGACCACAUAAAAUACGUUAAAACUCCUCCCAGGAAUUUUCCGUUCAUAUUUUUUUGUUCAGUUUUUAGGGUUUCGUACCUCGUAAUGGAAAACGCAAGGAACCCACAUAUAAUCACUUUGUUUUCCGUCCGCCUGUCUGUCUUGUCUCUAAAAGGUACUUUAAUUAGAACGGUUUCAGGUAAUAAGGUGCUAUCAAUGCAAGAGUCUAACCUAAUUCUGAUUGUUACUUAUAAAACAGUUUUAAAAAUCAGGUUUCUAGUACUGUUCAUAGGUAUGCAAUAUGCAUACUAAAAUGAGCUGUCAGUGAGUGGAACUCACUGACAGCUCAUAAAAACCUAUAGGACACUUGCUAAUACUUUGAAAGGCUUGAAGGUAGGUAAAUAACAAGUGCAAGAGUCUGAAAAUCAUUACUUUCAAAUCCCGUGUUUAUAGUUUACAAUAAUAUGCAAAGAUACCUAUUUACUACGAAAUUAUCAGGCCAUAAUUUUUAUUAGCUCUUGACCAUCUUUUUACCAAUAAUAGGAUGCCAAUGCUGUCCGUCUGGCUAUCGGUCUGUCAGUCUGUCUGUGGGCUGUAUCUCAGUAACCGUAAUAAGAAGACAGUUGAAAUUUUCACAAAUUUUGUUUUACCAUUGCCAAUAUAACAACGAAUAAGUAGCUAAUAAAAAUUUCGAAAUGGCUGCCAUGUAAAUUAAAAAAUUAAAUAAUCUUGUACGAUGGUACGGAACCCUAUGUGUGCAGUCUGACUUGAACUUGGCCGGUUUUUGUAAUAUAUAGGCGUGUGACACCCAUUUCAUUAUCAUGGAUUUGUGCUCCCAAUAUAGGUUUUUAAUGAAAAAAGGUACAAUAAAACGGUUUCUUCGUUAUUGAAACGUUUUUAAAGGAUGUCGUAUUUCAUUUUCCAGACACUUGAUUUAAGAAAUAUUCUUAAACAAGAACCACAUUACAACAAAGCAAAAUUUAAUAGUUAAAAAAUAUUAUUUAAUAAGUCUAUGGUUAAAAAUAUAUUUCUCGUAAAACCAGGAUUUCAACAGAAGUAACCCUAACGUGCUUCCCAGAGCUAUCCACACAAACGUAGUUUGGUUCUAAUUUGAAUAAUAACUAAUCAAACUAAGUGAAACUUUGAAGACAAGUUCUAAAAACAAAUAUCUGUCUGUCUGUAGUUUCCCUUUCUCUAAAAAUUCUAUUAUAUUCAACAUCAUCAGUCCACCGGCUCAUUAAUGAGCACGGGUCGCGCUUCAGAAUAAGAAGAUUUUUUUUAAAGAAUAUUAGCCAUGCUAAUCGUGACUACUACUCCCCUAUUCCCUCCAAUUAAGCGUAAAGCUUGUGCCAGGAGUCGGUUCGGUGAGUGGGGUUUGAACCGCCGACCUUUCGGAAUUCAGUCCGCUCCUCAACCGUUAAGCUAUCGAGGCUCAUGGUCAUAGCCUACCACACUGGCUCAGUGUAGAUGGAUUGUCAACAAAGAUAAAUUACCUAAUAAAAAAUUCACGAAGUCAAUAAAAUAUAAUUAUUUGGUAGCAGAAAAGAAUCGUUAUAUUUAUUUACUAUCUGCACAUUGUUGAUUAUAAUAGUUAUAAUGUAAUGUUCCAUUAUCUAAAUGAAGGUCUAGUCAUUCCAUAAGUUCCAUAGUCCAUAUACUUAAAGUUUUUAUGUAUUUCAAUAUAUGGGUAUACUUCAGUUCUCCUUAGUUUACUUAAAAUGUAAACAAAUAGCUUCUCGGUUAAAUUCGUAUGAGGUGUAACUUAUUAUGCGGCCCAUACAACCUUACUAUCGCGAACUGGCAAUGGAAACCACCCUUUAAGCAAACUAAGGAAAAAGGACUAUACAAUAUUAUGUGUGCAACUUAGUAUGUAGCAUAAAUAUUAUGUUUCUUUAACACAACGAAUUGUACAAAAUGUAUUUAUUUGUAACAACAUAGAUUUCUCCUAAUACCAUUACAUUGUUGUGAAUAGUUCUGACUUCUGUUAUAAUAAAUAUUUCUACCCGUG